UCGACCCUCCUUCUGCCUUGAUUCAGGCAUUUUUAUGUACGCUCAAUGCUUUCAGGCCGAGCGGUUCAUUGCUUGAGACGGGAUAGAUCUUUAUCCGCCACUUCCGCCUCUGGGUCAGUUCACCGAUUGUGGUGUUCAGUUUACGUGUUGUUGCUAGUCGACUUAACGUCAUUCGCAUCAGUAACCACACAGGCCUGCGCUGUGGUUGGUGGUGGAGUGCGAUUGACGGCAUUCGGCACAGACGGGAAUGAUGCAACACUAGAAGAGUUGGCCAGCUUCAGUGCGCAAUCAUGAAUGGCGAAGAGGAGUUCUAUGAUGCCGUGACAGGUUUGGAGUCGGACGAGUCCUACGAGGGGGUGUCGGAGGCCAGCUUUAAAGAUGCAAUAGUGUUUGAGGGGACGCAGGAGGACAGCGACAGGCAGCUACAGGAGAAUGGAGUGAGGCAACGCAGGACUGCCUUACCGGCGUCUAUGAUCUCUCGGAAUAACUUCAGCUUGUGGGGGAUUCUGAAGAAAUGCAUCGGACUGGAGCUGUCGAAGAUCGCCAUGCCCAUUGUGCUGAACGAGCCCCUCAGCUUCCUGCAGCGCAUCUCCGAGUACAUGGAGCACACAUACCUCAUCCACAAAGCCUGCGCCACGCCCGACCCUUUGGACCGUAUGCAGGCUGUGGCUGCCUUUGCUGUCUCUGCUGUAGCGUCUCAGUGGGACAGAAUUGGCAAACCCUUCAACCCCCUGCUGGGAGAGACUUAUGAACUCCUCAGGGAGACUGAGGGUUACCGUCUGAUUUCGGAGCAGGUCAGCCAUCACCCCCCCAUUAGCGCCUUCCAUGCAGAGAGCCUGAACCAGGACUUUGUGUUCCACGGCUCCAUCUAUCCCAAACUCAAGUUCUGGGGCAAGAGUGUGGAGGCAGAGCCUCGGGGAACUAUCACUCUAGAGCUUCUGAAACAUAAAGAGGUGUACACAUGGACAAACCCCCUCUGCUGCGUACACAACAUCAUCCUGGGAAAGCUGUGGAUCGAGCAGUACGGCACGGUAGAGAUCCUCAAUCACAGUACUGGAGAUAAGUGUGUGCUGAACUUCAAGCCGUGCGGUAUGUUUGGGAAGGAGCUGCACAAAGUGGAGGGCUACAUCCAGGACAAAAGUAAAAGGAGGCACAGAGUGCUGUAUGGGAAGUGGACGGAGUGCAUUUGGAGUGCGGACCCGCAGGAGUACGAGGCGCACCGCAAAACGGAGAGGAAAGGGGCCGGUGACGCUCGGAAACACAAGCAGGAGGAUGUGGCUGUGGUGGAGAACGAGGAUGCAGAUGACAUGCCUGAGGUGCAGGAGACUGUUGCCGUGGUUCCCGGCAGCACACUGCUAUGGAGAGUUGCACCCCGCCCUGCACACUCUGUACAGAUGUAUAAUUUUACCAGCUUUGCCAUGUCUCUGAAUGAGCUGGAGCCAGGGAUGGACGGCAUCCUCGCACCCACAGACUGCCGCUUGCGCCCCGAUAUCCGAGCCAUGGAGAAUGGUGAUAUAGACACGGCCAGCAGAGAGAAGGAACGGCUAGAGGAGAAACAGCGAGCGGCGCGGAAGGAACGCGCCAAAGACGAGGAGGAGUGGAGCACCAGGUGGUUCCAUUCAGGUACGAAUCCAUACACAGGGUCCCAGGACUGGCUCUACACAGGAGGGUACUUUGAUAGGAAAUAUACCGACUGUCCUGAUAUCUACUGAUGUGGGGGCCUUCUUCAAACCCAUCAGAAAAACAGUACCAUAUCUCCUUUGGAAGCUCUGAGUGGGUGUGGCUAAUUUCUUUUUUUUUUCUUUUUUUUUUUUAAGCUUUUUAUUCUUCUUGGAUUGUUUCAAUGUCUACACUAACUCACCUACCCCAAUGGACUCCUUGUAUAAAAAAUUUAAAUCAGGGAUACAGAUGCUUAUUUGACUGAAGAAUUGUAAUUUAUUUUAUUUUUGGGGGUGGGGGUAUAGCUGUGAAAUGUUUUUUGUUUUUUAUGUUUUUCUCUUCUGAUGAAUAUGCUUGUCCACUGUCUGUGAAUUUAAAAGGUACAUGUGGGUGUACACACACACAUACACACACAUCUGUGUGUGUAUGUGUGUGUAUAUAUGUAUAUAUAAUUUUAUAUAUUACCACACACACACACACAUAUGCACAUUUAUUUAAUAUUUGCUGGUCUUACCUUGCAUUGAUCGAGGUACCUCUUAGACACCCCCAGUUUGGUGUGUAAUAGAGAUGCCCCUCUGCUCCAGGUUUUGUCACCGCUCUUUGUCCAUUGAAACCAGGCCUGUGUUCCCCAUACACAGGCAUGUGCACUGCACAUCCGGGUAGCACGUGCAUCUGUGCAUAUGCAAUAGGGGUAGCUCUGCUUAGGGUUUUGAACCGCAGCCAUGGCGCCCGUCUACGUAACAUGAGAUACAGUUAGCUAAAGAGCAAGGCCCCCAGGGAGCAAGGGAGCUAAUCACACACUUACUGAAAUUCCAGCACAGGAGCCUGGGCGGCCACAGGGUGUGCUGGUUUUCAUCGACUGAAUGAGUUACUGAUUUUAAGGUGGAAACAAGAACCUGCUGAUGUUGCUGCUUCCCAGGGCCAGGGCUGCUGCUCUGGGGAGUGAUUUUACAGUUCGUGGCAAAUGGUCAAGACCUCGCCGGCACAUGCUGCAAAUGCUAAAGAGUACAUACUGCUAAGUACUCAAGUGAACAGCCGGAACCAAAAAAUGUACAUUUGGUUCCAUGUGGAACGCACAUUGCUAUCAUCACCCUGCCAUGAACUUUGAUCUGCAUGUAGGUAGAGUACAUUUUUCAAAUCUAUGACUCAUUUGAAAUGAUGUGGUUGUGCUAACAGUAUUUCUUGUACAGUGAAAUACCAUGGAGACAGAACAUAUGUUGGAUUUGUACACAAACUCCUCAAUUGGUGUUUUCUUCUAUGGCAUUUGAAUAUCUGGCAAGAACAGAUAAUGUGUUUCAAAGCACUCUGAUUUCUGUCUUCUGAAGUACACAACAUAUCUGAGGAAUUUGUCUGCAUAUGCACAGUUGUGCGAUUCAGUUUAGGAAUAGCUCAUGAAACAUCAGUCACAAACUUCUGUACUUCAAAGGUAGUGUGCACGUACAGUAUGCGCUGGAACAUAGUCCUAGUUUCUAUCAGAGGUGGAACUUCCAGUUUCAGAAAGUAAAAGUCCUCCCCAAUAUUUUGUUCCCAACACCUGGAUUUGAUGAUUAGCACAAUUCUUCAGCCAGGAGGUAGAACUAAUCGGUAAAAUCCGCUCCAAGUUCAUGGGUGGACUUUCUGACCCCUGGACUUCACACCUCUGGUUUCCGCUCAGGUAUAUGAGCUGGGGGUGGUGGGUUGAGUCUGGCCUGCAGCUGUGUUACCUGUAAUAUUAAGAGCGAGGUGGCUUUCCUGAUCGGUGCCCUUUGCUUGCUGAUGAAGGAGAAAGUCCUGACCCUCAUGCUUUUUCCUUUCUCCAAUUGUGAUAAACUGCAGAUUGUGUAAAAUGAAUGACAGAUUGUGAGGCGAGGGGUGAAAUGACAGCUGUGCUGCAUGAACUGCUUUUUAUUUUCCGGUUUGCUUAAUCAUGAUCAGUGCUAGGCAGUGAGAAUAAAACCUUUUUUUAUUAAAAAAAGGAGAGUGAAUAGUCUGUCCUCUUCGUUCUUUAUUCAGACAGAGAAAGCAGGGAGGGCGAAACAGACAGAGAAGACACCACAGGUCAGAAGUUACUAUGGUGGAUGUUCGAGCCUACUCCCGAGCAGGGGGACUUGCAUAUGCCUCACCUGCCACCCAUUCUAGUCCAUUUAAGGCCCACCUCUUUCACUCUAUAGUCAAACAAAAAACUAUUUUGUUUUAUGUAAUAAUGAAUUGGAUUAAACCACUUUUCUUAAAGCUUAUUCAGUAAUCAUUUUGGGCUAUUUAUUGACGAUGGGUUGUUCCUCGUUCUUGUAAUACAAUGUUGUCUAAUGUCCUAGUAUUGCUAGGAAAUUUAACUAAUUGUCUUCAGCUGAUGGAUUUGAAUACGUUGGUGACUAAGCAAUUAUGUUUUUCAAAAUUAACUUGGUUUUUCGUCAAGAUUUUUGUAUGUUCAGAUUUCUAGGAAUUUAGACAGAUUCACUCCUGUUCUUACUCAUUCAAAAUAAAAAUCUGGAAAAACCCUGAGAAAAAAUGUGAAAACUGAAAAUGCGGGGGCCUGUCAGGGAAAUUAGAUUGUUUUCUCUGGGCCGAGACUGAACUUAAAAUCUGAUGAAAACUGUGGAUUGAUUUGUUUGAAAUGAAAUCAGGCUGUGGGAGAAGGACCAGGCCUUCACACAGGCUCUCCUCUCGUCUCCCAUCUAAAGACUGUGUGAACAUGCUGCCUGAAUGCAGGCCAACCCAGAGCCUCACUGCAGAGUAUCUGAAUGAAUCUGUCGCAGUCACUGUUUGCUGUAUGUGGCUGGCUCAUUUUUACUUGUGGAUUCAUUUGUGUGUAGAUGUUGAGCUUAUAGUUUUAUUUGAUGGAGAUACCCCUGCCUCUCGGAGGAAUUGUUUUGUAGGUCAUGGACACCGCUCACACCCCACCCUUCCACCCUCCUGUAUUGCCGUAGUUUGUAUGAAUUACCCCUGUACCAACAGUAAUAUACUUUAACAACGGCUAAUUACCAAUAGUCAGGAUGUUUGUUUGUAUUUUCUUUUUGGCAGCACUACAUUUGUAUGUACGUACAUUAUAAUAAUGCAUGUUUCACAAUGUAUACGAUCCUGAUUUUAAAUGAUUUGGUGUCAAAAUGAAAAGCUGCUUAAGACAUUGUUUACCUAGUUAGUAAACAAAAAAUGUUUUAGUCAUAAUACAAAAUAAUAAUAAUAAUAAUACUAACCAAUAUUAAUAAUAUGAAAAAACAUAUGAUCAAGGUGUACACAUCUGUGUGUGAGUAUCGUGUAGAAAACGAUUGCCAUGUUGUCUCCAGUCUUUAGCUACUGACAAGUCACUGUAGUUAGUUAGAUGUACGGACAUGAGCUGUUGCAAGUGGGAUUGAGGAGAACUCUCUUUAGCCCUUGAGCAACAUCAUUUUAACAUCGAAAAGACGGAAAACCUUUUUAAAACUUUGCAUGAAACAAGUGACCCACAGUCUCUGAAUAGUGAACUGUGGGUCACUUGUUUCAUGCAAAUGUAUCAGUCCAAGCCCACGAAAACCUGUGUAUCAAUCUGUUGAGAGAGAGAGACAGACAGACAAUGUCUUUUAAAAUCCUGGUUUUCAGUAAUGUUCCCAUGUCCAACACACCACUGUUGUACAGUGGGGUUCAGCAGUCUGGUGAACAUGACCCCAUUCUAGUCUUAUUUGGGAUUGUUAAGGUUGGCUGUUUCAUUGUCAUAUGAUGCAGGCUGGCUGUCUGAUUGUGUCAUGUGAUGCAGGUUGGCUGUUUCAUUGUGUCAUGUGAUGCAGGUAGCUUAAAAGUGAUUUCUAGGAUAAUUCUGUUGCAUCCUUUUUGUACCAGAGCGCUAGAGUUGCCAACAGGCCCGUAGUUUCUUCCGUAUUUCCCUACUGUAUAUCCUGCAUAUUUUAGUUGCCACGGAUGACGUGCUGUGAACACAUUCAGAAAUGGGGACCUGCAUCCUGUAUUUGAGCAUGUAGUGUGAAAGCACUGUUGGCCAGAUGCUGUACUGCAGAGUCCUAGAAACAUGGAGCCCAGAUUGUGUAUGACUUUUGGUUUUUGUAGGUCUGAACAAAGGCUACAGCUGUAUGGUAAAAUUAUGCAGCUACAGUUAAGUGAAAACUGGAGAAAUCAGCUGUCCUCUCUCUCUCUCUUACGUUAUCUCUUUCAAUUCGAUUCAAUUCAAAUAUCCUAUACUCUCUGUCUCUGUCUCAUUGUUGUAAACCAUACUUGUUUUGUGCAGUAACAGGUCAUCACUUAAAUUUGCGGUGCAUUUUUUUCUUUUUACAAUAUAGCUUAAAUCUAUGCAAAUAAUGACCACUGUGUGUAUCUGUACAUUAAAGACAUGUAUACAGUGUAAAUAGACUACUGUACAUAUGAGUACUUGCUGUAUGUGUCUGUUAGAAUGUGAAUUGUCUAGUAAGAUACAGACCACUGGUUCUGUAUAUGUGAACAUAAAAAUAAAUUGAGAGGUCCUCAUCAUGUACAGUAGUUGAUAUCCAUUAAUAACAUUAAUAAAAUUAAAUGAAUGUUGUGUCUUGGGACACUUUUUUCUCUUCCAUCCCUGAUUGUUGAUCCUCAUUCAGAAAUCUUAGAAGUGUGGUACAUAAAAAAACACAUGCUCACAUUUUUCUCACCCUUUCUUUGUUAAUUGUACCUUGUUAUAUUUGUCUUCACAUUGUUAUGCUUCGAAGAAAAAAAAUCACAAAAUAAUUGUUACCUGUUUGGGUAGUUACCUUGUUUGUACAGAAGGCAUCUAAAUGUUACUUAAAAGUAAUUACACUACUGCUGGUGGUGAGACACUUCAUAUCCGUCUCAACAAGUGUAUGUUUAGUUAUUUGUAAAGUAGCAAUAAAUGAAUUGUAUGACGCACCACCAUUAAAAGAUGGAUUUUA
Anguilla anguilla (European eel) is the source of this 6503-nucleotide messenger RNA. RefSeq names its product oxysterol-binding protein-related protein 2-like. The transcript is spliced from 14 exons. Gene Ontology annotation, cellular component: membrane; intracellular membrane-bounded organelle; cytosol. Gene Ontology annotation, molecular function: cholesterol binding. Bases 291 to 1712 code for a protein of 473 amino acids. The record is from RefSeq and is a predicted model, not a curated record. Lineage: Eukaryota; Metazoa; Chordata; Actinopteri; Anguilliformes; Anguillidae.